UUUGAAAACCAAUGAGAAUCUACUCAACCAGCCGAAAAAUCGCCACCGAUAAAUCAUAAACGAUCCUUCUUUAUAAACCAACGACUCUCAAGUCCUCUUCAUUUCCACAAUACCUCCAACCACGAUGAGGCCACUACCAGACCUCCUCCUCCUCCUCUUCACGGCGGCUCUCCUCCUGCUAACAUACGCCAUGCCUGCCUUAUCCGCCACUCGUUGUCCCAACUGCGGCUCCACCCCAGUGCCCUACCCUUUCAGCACGGGGUCCAAUUGCGGCGACCAAUCGUACAAGAUACGGUGCGACGCAGGUACACUCAUGUUUGACACGCUUAAUAAUUCGUACCCAAUCACUUCCAUCAACCCUUCCAUCCAACGGCUCGUGAUACGGCCUGCAAGUCUCUUACCAAACACUUGUGUCACGUCCGAUUUUGUCAACCAAGGCAUCCAGAUGAACAGCUCACUCCCUUUCAACAUCACCGGCGAUAAUACUAUCAUGUAUUUGAACUGUACGGAAUCGCUGCUAAGAUCGCCGUUGAAUUGCUCGGCGAACAGUUUGUGCCAGACGUACGUUAACGACGCUAGAUCAGUGUCGCCGUGUCAGGACGCUUCGAUCUGUUGUACUUUCAAGGCUGGCGGUGGCACGACGUCGUAUAUGAUCCGGGUGAGAGAAGCAGGGUGUAUGGCCUACACGAGUUUUGUUAACUUGGACCCGAGUUUGCCCGUAGGUAGGUGGCCAAGCCCUGGAGUGGCUAUCCAGUGGGUACUACCUCAGGAACCUCUGUGCGUGGCUCAGGCUAGCUGCGAUAGGAACUCGACCUGCGGUCCUGAUCCACUCAGCACUGGGGUUAAGAGGUGCUUCUGCAAUGGUGGGCUUCGAUGGGAUCCGAUUCAAGGCAUUUGUGUUGAAAAUGUGACGUGUCAAGAUCCUGACGGCUGCGGAGGAUCAUCAAAGACUGCACUUAUAGCUGGUUUGACCUCUGGCCUAGGUGCAGCAAUCUUGAUAGGCACCAUUGCCAUUCUCCUCUACAGACGCCACAGGCGCAUUACAGAAGCUCGAGAACGUCUGGCUAAGGAGCGUGAAGAAAUCCUAAAUGCAGGAGGAACUAGAGCAGCAAAACUCUUUACAGGCAGAGAAAUAAAGAAAGCAACCAAUAGUUUCUCUAAGGAUCGCCUCCUAGGUUCUGGCGGCUAUGGUGAAGUCUAUAAAGGAGUUCUUAAUGAUGGCACUCUUGUAGCCAUCAAGUGUGCCAAGCUUGGAAAUACCAAAGGCACUGACCAAGUUCUCAAUGAGGUUCGAAUUCUAUGUCAAGUCAAUCACAGAAGCCUUGUGGGCUUGCUGGGUUGCUGUGUUGAGCUUGAGCAACCCAUCUUAGUUUAUGAAUAUAUUCAAAAUGGAACUCUUCUUGAUCAUUUACAAGGUGGUGGAAGAGGACAAUUAUCUUGGAUACAGCUUCUCGGAAUUGCUCAUGAUACUGCUGAGGGUCUCUCUUACCUCCAUUUCUCAGCUGUUCCUCCAAUUUAUCACCGAGAUGUGAAGUCUAGCAACAUACUUCUCGAUGAAAAGUUGAAUGCUAAGGUUUCAGAUUUUGGGUUGUCAAGGUUAGCUCACAGCGAUUUGAGUCACAUAUCAACUUGUGCUCAAGGUACACUUGGGUAUCUAGAUCCUGAGUACUACAGGAAAUAUCAGUUAACUGAUAAGAGCGACGUUUAUAGCUUUGGAGUUGUGUUGUUGGAGCUUUUGACAUCCAUGAAAGCAAUAGAUUUCAGUAGAGGAGAAGAUGACGUGAACUUGGCAGUUUAUGCACAGAGAAUGGUGGAGGAGGAGAAAUUAAUGGAUAUAGUUGAUCCAUUGCUAAAAGAGAAAGCGACGACAGUGGAGCUUGAGACCAUGAAGGCAUUGGGCUUUUUGGCUUUGGGUUGUUUGGAGGAAAAGAGACAGAAUAGGCCUUCCAUGAAAGAGGUUGCUGAAGAAAUUGAGUACAUUAUGAGUAUUGCAAUGGCAAAGAACGUAGAAAGCUGAAAGCUAGCCAGCUUAGCCAUUCUUGGAACAACCAUGUGAACAGUGGUUGGGGUCCAGGUAUAAUACUUGAGUAUAAUUAUGAGAAUGUGAUAUUGACUUCAUAAGUAUAUUUUAUAAGCACUUUGAUUUUAAACAGGUCUCGUGUCUUGAAUUAUAAUGCAAUGAAAAUAUUUUAAUU
Molecule: messenger RNA, 2195 nt
Organism: Manihot esculenta (cassava)
Lineage: Eukaryota; Viridiplantae; Streptophyta; Magnoliopsida; Malpighiales; Euphorbiaceae
Product: wall-associated receptor kinase-like 20
Exons: 3
Coding region: 125-2017 (630 amino acids)
Biological process (GO): protein phosphorylation; cell surface receptor signaling pathway
Cellular component (GO): plasma membrane
Molecular function (GO): polysaccharide binding; ATP binding; protein serine/threonine kinase activity
Source: RefSeq, a predicted model, not a curated record